Messenger RNA from Zophobas morio, 1095 nucleotides. Its product is annotated as forkhead box protein O-like. Gene Ontology annotation, molecular function: DNA-binding transcription factor activity, RNA polymerase II-specific; RNA polymerase II cis-regulatory region sequence-specific DNA binding. Gene Ontology annotation, biological process: regulation of transcription by RNA polymerase II. Lineage: Eukaryota; Metazoa; Arthropoda; Insecta; Coleoptera; Tenebrionidae. The transcript has a single exon. Gene Ontology annotation, cellular component: nucleus. Bases 1 to 1095 code for a protein of 364 amino acids. The record is from RefSeq and is a predicted model, not a curated record.
AUGUUCGAGGACGCCCCAGCCGAGCUCGAGGACUUUGAGCCCCAACCCCGCCUGCGCUCGAACACCUGGCCGAUGUCGCGGCCCGUGAUCAACGUGGACCCCGGUGAGGACGGCACCAAGUGCACGCCCGCCGCCCCCGCCAUGAAGAACUCGAACCGCCGCAACGUCUGCGGCAACCUGUCCUACGCGGACCUGAUAACCCAGGCGAUCACCUCGUCACCGAACCAGCGGCUGACGCUCUCCCAAAUCUACGACUGGAUGGUGCAGAACGUGCCCUAUUUCAAGGAAAAAAGCGACAAGAACAGCUCGGCGGGAUGGAAAAACUCGAUUCGGCAUAAUCUGUCUCUACACAAACGCUUCAUGCGCGUCCACAACGAAGAAACUGGAAGAUCCUCCUGGUGGAUGGUCAAUCCGGACCCCACACCUGGAAAAUCGGUACGGAGAAGGGCAGCUUCGAUGGAAACCGGGAAAUUCGAAAGUGGGAGAGCGCGGGUGAUGAAGAGGGUCGAACUUUUGAGAAAAGGCGCCCUUUCUGAGAUCACUCCUAGACCUAGGUCGGCUGUCACACAAAGUGUGGAUUUGUGGCCGGACUUCAAGCGUCGAGCUUGGUCAAACGCGUCUUCUUGUGGCCGGUUGUCGCCCAUACCAGCGGUCGUAGGUGUUGAGCCCGAUUGGACUUCCGCUUGGCAGUUCAAUUCGGCUAACUAUAGGUCAGGAAUUCCGGGUAACUAUUCAGUUAAUCAGCUUGCAGCGAGUCUAGAACAAGGUUUUAAACUCCAACCAGACGCCUACGUGGGGAACAUCAGCGUCCAUACACCCCAUGAACAAAUUCCGGUCGUGAAUGACCUGAACAUAAACGUGGAGUCGUUACAAGGCGGUCUGGACUGCAACGUCGAAGAUCUGAUUAAGUACGAACUGAGCGUGGACGGGAACCUGGACUUCAACUUCUCCAGUCAGCAGCAGACGGUGCUUCCACCUCCACAGACCAUGUCAGGGAGUACCAACAGCCAGCCUAGCUCGAUCGUACCGUACUGGACAACGGUACCGACGCCAUCGUGGAUGCAGUACUGCUUACCACAAGAAGGAUUCUCUUGA